AUGGGAAUCAGACAUGAGUCUUACAGAAUAUCAAAAGCAGUACAAGACUCGAGAGCACUAGGACCUAGUAGGGGAUACGGGAUCCAAUAUUCUUCACCCACAACAACGUGGUGUCGACUAUGCGGGUUAAAUGGUCAUGUGUCCUACUUCUACCCAACCCAGAACUGGAAGGACAAAGUGGUUAGUGUGAUUUGUGCUCACUGUGGAAGAGAAAGACAUCGAGGAAGUGAGUGUCCCAUCAUCCAUCCAGAGAUCACGUUUAUCCCAACCAUGACUCAGACCACGACUCACCCCUCAUCCAGCGGCCCAGCUUCAUUCGAAACCUUAGGGGGUAGGCUAUGUUCCAGAUGUAGGUACCCUAAGACCCACCGCGCCAGGGCUAGUUCCAAGAUCAGGUAA
Messenger RNA from Arabis nemorensis, 399 nucleotides. The record is from the annotation of a GenBank genome assembly. NCBI's taxonomy places the organism in Eukaryota, Viridiplantae, Streptophyta, Magnoliopsida, Brassicales, Brassicaceae.